AUGCGCCUCUCUGGACCAGUGAUUUCCUCGGCGGCGAUUGCCUGGGCUUAUCCUGUCACGGCUGAGCCAAUCAACCGGCGCGAUGUGGUUCGAAAUUUCAACCCAACUCGCAAUGGAUCUGCCUCCUCCUACGACACUCCAAUGCAAGUAGGCAACGGGGACUUUGCCUUCGGGGCUGAUGUUACUGGACUCCAAACCGUGGUGCCGUGGAACAUUCUUUCCUCUUGGUGUUGGCACAAUUCCUCGCUGCCCACCACGCCCGGCCAGACCUCUCCAGAAGACUUCACUGGUCUUGACUGGUGGACCCAUGGCCGCCCCAUCAACUACGCACAGCCGAAUCCCGCAGAAGCGGAAAUUUCCCAAUGGAUGAUCGCCAAUCCUCACCGUGUGAACCUGGCGAGGAUAGGCCUCGCACUAAACAGCAAGUCCAUCGAGGAUGUCGACAUUGGGGGCCCGCUUCAAAGGCUAGAUUUAUUUAACGGUACACUGCACUCAACCUUCUCUAUCCGCGGAAGCACUGUCUCCGUUGAGACCCUUGCGGAUCCAGCCUCGGAUACGCUAGGCGUAAAGGUGCAAUCUAAACUGUUGAGGAAUGAGUCCUUGUCUGUCUUUUUCGACUAUCCCUAUCCAGUCGACAAGAACAAAUUCGAGAAGUUUGUCGGAGUUUUUAAUUCUACUUCAAACCACACCACUUCCCUUCGGAACGGACGAAAUUCUGCUGAGAUUGAACACAAUAUCGAUGCCACUACUUAUUUCACCCAUAUCAGGUGGGAUGGAGGAGCUUCUGUGCGUCGCCUCAAUGCAAGCGCUCAUCGGUACUUUUUGACAACUCAAGGUGACUCUCUCACUUUCACUGCAACCUUUGCGCCCCGACGGUCGCAUUCCAAUAGCACCUAUGCAGCUAUAUCAGCUUCAUCUUCUGAUUGGUGGAGCAACUACUGGGAGACGGGUGCCUUUCUGGACUUGACCACCAUCCCUGAUCCCAACGCAACUGAGAUUCAGCGUCGGACUAUUCUAUCUCAAUACUUACUUGCCGUGAACGAAGCUGGAAGGGAUCCACCGCAAGAGUCCGGCCUUGCCAACAACGGUUGGUACGGGAAGUUCCAUAUGGAGAUGGUGUACUGGCAUCUUGUCCACUGGAAUCUUUGGGGGAAGCAAGACCUACUUGACCGAAGCAUUGGAGUGUACGAGCGAUUCCUUCCGACCUCUUUGGAGCGCGCUGCGUAUCAAGGGUACACGGGCGCUCGCUGGGGUAAAAUGAGUGAUCCCACAGGACGCUCGGCGCCCGGAGAGAUCAACUCACUUCUCAUCUGGCAGCAAGUCCACCCUUUCUACUUUGCCGAACUCGAGUACCGACAGAACCCAGGUAAUGGCACACUGGCCAAAUGGGACCCCAUCCUUACUGCAUCGGCUGAGUGGAUGAGCUCGUAUGCAUUUUACAACAAGACUACUGGAGUCUACGACCUGGGACCGCCGAUGUACCCCGUCUCCGAGAACACCAACCCAAAUGCCACCAUCAAUUCGAUCUUUGAGCUAUCAUACUGGGAAUUUGGCCUUUCAAUCGCUGCCAAAUGGCAACAGCGGCAAGGGAAAUCUGUGCCUUUGCAUUGGACUGAGGUUGCGGACAAUCUCGCACCUCUGCCGACAGCCAACGGCAGCUACGUGACUUAUGAAGGAGCGCCCAACAUGUGGACAGAUCCGGACUUGACAUCGGACCAUCAGGGAUUGCUCGCCAUCAACGGAGUCCUUCCCCCGCCACCCAACAUUGACCUUGCUGUCUUCAAGGCAACUGUCGAGCGUGUCUACCAAACAUGGAAUUUCUCACUCAGCUACGGUUGGGACUUCCCUCUGCUAGCCAUGACUGCAUUGCGCGGCGGAGAUGCGGAGACGGCUAUCCGGUGGUUGCUCGACGAAAACUUCGCAUUUGACGACGUGGGCAUGCCUCUUGGCGGGAGCCGGGUGCCCACUCCGUACUUCCCCGCAAGUGGCGGGCUGAUGAUCGUCGUAGCCAUGCUGGCGGCGGGCUGGGAAGGCGACGAGGGAUCGAAGUGGCCGAAUUCUUGGGGCGAUGCAAGGUCGGAGGCAUUUGAAUCAUUGUUGUAA
This is a messenger RNA of Diplodia corticola, 2103 nucleotides long. Its product is annotated as six-hairpin glycosidase-like protein. The record is from RefSeq and is a predicted model, not a curated record. The coding region runs from base 1 to 2103 and encodes 700 amino acids. Gene Ontology annotation, biological process: carbohydrate metabolic process. The transcript has a single exon. Lineage: Eukaryota; Fungi; Ascomycota; Dothideomycetes; Botryosphaeriales; Botryosphaeriaceae.